AUGGAAGAAAAUGAAAGCCAGAAAUGUGAGCCGUGCCUUCCUUACUCAGCAGACAGCAGGCAGAAGCAGGAACAAGGAAAAAGCAAUCUACAAGUCACGUCAUUAGAAGAUGCAGAAUGUCGCAGAACCAAGGAACGCCUUUCUAAUGGGAACAGUCGCGUUUCAGUUUCCAAGUCUUCCCGCAAUAUCCCAAGGAGACACACUCUAGGUGGACCCCGCAGUUCCAGAGAAAUACUAGGAAUGCAAACAUCUGAGAUGGACAGGAAGAGAGAAGCUUUCCUGGAACAUCUGAAGCAAAAGUACCCCCAUCAUGCCACUGCGAUCAUGGGCCACCAAGAGAGGCUGAGAGACCAGACAAGAAGCCCCAAACUGUCUCACAGUCCUCAACCUCCCAAUCUGGGCGACCCUGUCGAGCAUUUAUCAGAGACGUCUGGUGAUUCUUUGGAAGCCAUGUCUGAGGGAGAAGUUCCAAGUCCUUUUUCCAGAGGCAGCCGAACUCGAGCGAGUCUCCCGGUGGUGAGGUCAACCAACCAGACGAAAGAGAGAUCUCUGGGGGUUCUCUAUCUCCAGUAUGGGGACGAAACCAAGCAGCUCAGGAUGCCGAAUGAAAUCACAAGUGCAGACACAAUCCGUGCUCUCUUCGUAAGUGCCUUUCCACAGCAGCUCACCAUGAAGAUGCUAGAGUCGCCCAGUGUUGCCAUUUACAUCAAAGACGAAAGCAGAAAUGUCUAUUAUGAACUAAACGAUGUAAGGAACAUUCAGGACCGAUCGCUCCUCAAAGUGUACAAUAAGGACCCUGCGCACGCAUUCAAUCACACACCGAAAACUGUGAAUGGAGACAUGAGGAUGCAGAGAGAAAUUGUUUAUGCAAGAGGAGAUGGCCCUGGUGCCUCUCGGCCUGGAUCCACAGCUCAUCCACCCCAUGCCAUUCCAAGUUCUCCACCAUCCACUCCUGUGCCCCAUUCCAUGCCUCCUUCCCCAUCCAGAAUUCCUUACGGGGGCACCCGCCCGAUGGUUGUUCCUGGCAACGCCACCAUCCCCAGAGACAGACUCUCCAGCCUGCCAGUCUCCAGAUCCAUCUCACCCAGCCCAAGCGCCAUUUUGGAAAGAAGAGAUGUGAAGCCGGACGAAGACAUGAGUGGCAAGAACAUUGCCAUGUACCGAAACGAGGGCUUCUAUACUGAUCCCUACCUUUAUCACGAGGGACGGAUGAGCAUAGCCUCUUCCCACGGGGGGCACCCGCUGGAUGUCCCUGAUCACAUCAUUGCAUAUCACCGCACGGCAAUUCGCUCGGCGAGUGCAUACUGCAACCCUUCCUUGCAAGCAGAAAUGCAUAUGGAGCAGUCACUGUACAGACAGAAAUCAAGGAAAUACCCAGAUAGCCACUUGCCUACUCUGGGCGCCAAAACACCUCCCGCCUCUCCCCACCGAGUUGGUGACCUGAGAAUGGUAGAUAUGCAUGCCCACCAUAACGCCCACGGGCCCCCUCACACCCUGCAGCCAGAUCGGGCCUCUCCAAGCCGCCAGGCCUUCAAAAAGGAGCCCGGCACCUUGGUGUAUAUUGAAAAACCACGGACCGCUCCAGGAUUAUCCAGCAUUGUGGACUUCGGCCCACCUCUAGUUGAGAAGCAAGUGUUUGCUUACAGCACUGCUACAAUACCCAAAGAUAGAGAGACCAGAGAGAGGAUGCAAGCCAUGGAGAAACAGAUUGCCAGUUUAACUGGUCUUGUUCAGUCUGCGCUUUUUAAAGGGCCCAUUACGAGUAAUAGCAAAGAUGCGUCUAGCGAGAAAAUGAUGAAAUCCACAGCCAAUAAGAGCCACACAGAUGGUGCAGGAACACUCCAUGUUUCUGGGGGAAAGACUGUCAGCGCACUGGAGUCCUCAGGGCCAGCCAGCCAGCCCCUGCCUGCCGGCACCUCGGCCAUGCACAUGAGCCUGCUUGACAUGAGGCGGAGUGUGGCCGAACUCAAGCUCCAGCUCCAACAGAUACGACAGCUUCAGCUGCAGAACCAGGAGCUGCUGAGGGCAAUGAUGAAGAAGGCCGAGCUGGAAAUCAGCGGCAAAGUGAUCGAAACCAUGAAGAGGCUGGAGGACCCUGUGCAGCGACAGCGCGUCCUCGUGGAACAAGAGAGACAGAAAUACCUGCACGAAGAGGAGAAGAUCGUCAAAAAGCUGUGUGAGCUGGAAGACUUCGUUGAAGACUUGAAGAAGGACUCUACGUCGGCUGCCCGAGUGGUCACUCUAAAAGAUGUGGAAGAUGGGGCUUUCCUCCUGCGGCAAGUGGGAGAAGCAGUAGCCACCCUGAAAGGAGAAUUCCCCACCUUACAAAACAAGAUGCGAGCCAUCUUGCGCAUAGAAGUCGAGGCCGUGCGGUUUCUGAAGGAGGAGCCCCACAGGCUGGACAGCCUCCUGCAGAGAGUACGGAGCAUGACCGACACCCUGACCAUGUUGCGGAGACACGUCACCGAUGGGCUCUUGAAAGGUACAGAUGCAGCCCAGGCCGCACAGUACGUCGCUAUGGAAAAGGCCACGGCCGCGGAAGUCCUGAAGAGCCAGGAGGAGGCACCCCACACCUCAGGCCAGCCCCUCCACGGCGCAGGAGUCCCCGGCGACGUGAAGUCAGAAGUGGUGCCCUUGACCGUUCACCAUGCGCAGAGCUCCCCUGUGGUCAUCCAGCCCUCCCAGCUCUCCGCCGCCCUGCUCAACCCCGCCCAGCACUUGCCGGGGGGCUCGGGUCCCCACCCCACCAGCCCUUCGGCCACCACACAGGAAGUGACCUCAGCUCUGCAGUCGGCACAGGCUCCUCAGUCCCCACAGAUGCCCAUGAACGGCUCUGCCAUGCAGAGCUUGCUCAUUGAGGAAAUCCACAGCGCGAGCGCCAAGAACAGGGCAGUGUCCAUUGAGAAAGCAGAGAGGAAAUGGGAAGAGAAAAGGCAAAAUCUGGACCACUAUAACGGGAAAGAGUUUGAGAAGCUACUAGAAGAAGCUCAGGCCAACAUCAUGAGGUCAAUUCCAAACCUGGAGAUGCCACCAGCCUUGGGCCCACAACCAAAGGGCGAUGCUCCGGUAGACAAGCUAGAACUUUCAGAAGACUCUCCGAAUUCCGAACAAGACUUGGACAAGCUGGGGGGUAAGUCCCCACCUCCUCCUCCCCCACCCCCUCGGCGGAGCUACCUGCCAGGAUCAGGGCUCACCACCACGAGGUCCGGCGAUGUGGUCUACACCAGCAGGAAGGAGAACAUCACCGCUAAGGCAAGCAGUGAAGAUGCUGGACCAAGCCCCCAGGCUAGAGCCACUAAGUGUCCGACCGAGGAGCUGGCUUCCACCUGGACCCCAUCCCCACCGCCAGUCGCUACCUCGUCCUCAAAGGACGAGGAGGAAGAAGAAGAAGGAGACAAAAUAAUGGCGGAACUCCAGGCAUUCCAGAAGUGUUCCUUUAUGGAUGUAAAUUCAAACAGUCACGCUGAGCAGUCCCGGGCUGACAGUCACGUUAAAGACACUAGGCCGGGGGCCACAGUCCCACCCAAGGAGAAGAAGAAUUUGGAAUUUUUCCAUGAAGACGUUCGGAAAUCUGAUGUCGAAUAUGAAAACGGCCCCCAAAUGGAAUCCCGAAAGGUUCCCACAGGGGCUCUCACACCCCUUGACCAUCCUAAAUGGGAAAUAGCAAUGGAGAAUAGUGUUUCUGAUGCAUCAAGAACAUCAGAGUAUAAAACAGACAUCCUAAAGAAGGAAAAUUCCAUAUCCGGCAAACGUUUAUUUAAAGACAGUAGAAACUAUACCCAGAAAAAUGUGUCUAAGGUCAAUCCCAGUUACUCUGGCCUUUGUUCAUUAGAUGAAAUAAACAAAGGACCUAAGAGCUCAGGACCGCAGUACCCUGUGCCUGACGCUGAGAAUCAGAAGAUGAAUUAUGGAAAGACGAAGGAGAUGAGACUAGAAAGACAGGAAAACGCAGAUAGGUGUGACCUUCCCUCUCCCGCUAGGUCAACUGAAUUGAGCACGUGUGAUGUCAGAACUCAAGAUCAAGAGGUUCACAUGACAGAGUUCAGCCAGGUUGCUCUAAGACCCAAGGGGGCACGGCAUGCUAGCGUGAACUCCAGCGAGGACGGAGAAUCGACACCAAGUUCUCCCACUGAAGAAAAUGCGACCACCGACAACAUCGCCUUCAUGAUCACCAAAACUGCCGUCCAGGUGCUCUCCAGUGGGGAGGUCCGCGACAUAGUGAGCCAAAAGGGGGAAGAUGUACAGACGGUUAACAUUGAUGCCAAGAAAGAAGCAAUGUCCCCACAAGAAGGAGCUGAAAACGAAGAGCCAGUCGUGUGCCUAGACAAGAAACCAGUUAUCAUCAUUUUUGACGAGCCCAUGGACAUCCGGUCUGCAUAUAAGAGACUUUCAACCAUAUUCGAGGAAUGCGACGAGGAACUAGAGAGGAUGAUGACAGAGGAAAAGAUAGAGGAGGAGGAAGAGGAGGAAAACGGAGACCCUGUACUCCAGAAUAACACUUCCCAAAAGUUGCAUAAGAAGGUUGCAUCCGGCAGCCCCGGAUCAGGGCAGCAGGCUGAUGGUAAAUUCCAGCCACACUGCCUUUCACCAGAGGCUGAACCCCCAGGACAGGAAACGAGUAAGAACGAGCUGAGCAGGUUCAGCCACGCAGAUUCUCCAAGUGCAGAAAGCAAGGGUGACGUGACGGAUGACCAGUUUGAAAGCCCCAAGAAAAAGUUCAAAUUCAAAUUCCCUAAAAAGCAACUGGCUGCUCUCACUCAGGCAAUUCGCACGGGAACCAAAACGGGGAAGAAGACGCUGCAGGUGGUGGUCUACGAGGAGGAGGAGGAGGACGGCACUUUGAAGCAGCACAAGGAAGCUAAACGAUUUGAAAUCACUAGGUCCCAACCUGAAGACGCCCCCAAGAGUAUGCUUAGGAGACCAGAGCCGCCCAGUGCAGAGAACGCAUCUGUGAUUUCCAGAACUGACGAAAUUAGAAAAAAUACCUACAGGACGCUGGACAGCCUGGAGCAGACCAUCAAACAGCUUGAAACCACAAUCAGUGAAAUGAGUCCAAGAGCCCUAGUGGACGCUUCAUGCUCUUCCAACAGAGAUUCUGUUGCAAGCUCAGCCCACAUAGCCCAAGAGGCCUCUCCCCGCUCCCUGCUAGUUCUGGAUGAAGCUCCCACUGCCCUAGAGCCCCCCUCGUCCGUACCUUCAGCCUCACGUAAGGGCGCCACCGGGACCCCACAGACGAGCAGGAUGCCGGUCCCCAUGAGUUCCAAGAACAGACCCGGAAGCCUGGACAAGCCUGGCAAGCAGUCCAAACUGCAGGACCCCCGCCAAUACCGUCAGGCUAAUGGAAGUGCUAAGAAAGCUGGUGGGGACUGUAAGCCUACUUUCCCCUCCUUACCUGCUUCUAAGAUUCCAGCCCUUUCUCCCAGCUCUGGGAAAAGCAGUUCUCUGCCCUCUUCUAGUGGUGACAGCUCUAACUUGCCUAUUCCACCUGCUACUAAACCACCGGUUACUUCUAACCCUCUCAGCCCCCAAACAGGACGAUCUGCUCCCUCUGCCUCCCUCAUCCCCUCUGUCUCUAAUGGCUCCUUAAAGUUUCAGAGCCCCACUCACACAGGUAAAGGCCACCAUCUCUCAUUCUCACUGCAGACUCAAAACGGCCGAGCAGCCCCUUCCCCCUCCUCCUCCUCCUCCUCCCCGCCCUCCCCCGCCUCCCCCACUUCACUGAAUCAAGGUGCCAAGAGCAUCAGGACCAUCCACACUCCCGGCCUCACCAGCUACAAGGCACAGAACGGAAGUUCAAGCAAAGCCACCCCAUCCACAGCCAAGGAAACCUCUUAA
Puma concolor (puma) is the source of this 5835-nucleotide messenger RNA. The record is from RefSeq and is a predicted model, not a curated record. NCBI's taxonomy places the organism in Eukaryota, Metazoa, Chordata, Mammalia, Carnivora, Felidae.